Molecule: messenger RNA, 2887 nt
Organism: Megalops cyprinoides (Indo-Pacific tarpon)
Lineage: Eukaryota; Metazoa; Chordata; Actinopteri; Elopiformes; Megalopidae
Product: signal transducer and activator of transcription 4-like
Exons: 24
Coding region: 68-2281 (737 amino acids)
Biological process (GO): cell surface receptor signaling pathway via JAK-STAT; cytokine-mediated signaling pathway; defense response
Molecular function (GO): RNA polymerase II cis-regulatory region sequence-specific DNA binding; DNA-binding transcription factor activity, RNA polymerase II-specific
Source: RefSeq, a predicted model, not a curated record
GAAGCGCCUCACACGCGUGCUGCAGGUGCCCGGGGUGCCGCUGCGCUCCGACCCUCCGAGAAACAGCAUGAGUCAAUGGAAACAGAUCCAGCAGUUAGAUGUGAAGUUCUUGGAGCAGGUGGACUACUUCUAUGAUGACAACUUUCCCAUGGAGGUCCGGCAGGUUCUGGCCGCCUGGAUCGAGAGCCAGGACUGGGAUACAGCUGCUAACCACGAGUCCAUGGCCACUGUCCUCUUCAGCAACCUCCUGACACAGCUGGAGAGGCAGUGCUCCCAGGAGCAGAACUUUCUGCAGAGACACAACCUCAAGAGAAUCAACCAGCAGCUACAGGCGAAAUACAAAGCCAGCCCCCUGCACAUGGCCAGCGUCAUCUCCAACUGCCUGAGAGAGGAGAGACGGAUCAUUGCCACCGCCAGCGUGCAGGAGCAGGGACCUCUGGAGAAGUCCAUGCAGAACUCGGCUGCCUUUGAGAGGCAGAAGAACAUGGACAACAGAGUGGCAGUGAUCAGGAGCAGUGUGCAGAUGAUGGAUCAGGCAGUGAAAUACCUAGAGGACAUGCAGGAUGACUUUGACUUUCGCUUCAAAACACUUCAGUCUCGAGAUCCAGCAGAGAGAAACACUCAGUAUGUGAAACAUGAAGUUGCUUCUCUUCAGGAAAUGCUCAACCGACUCGACUACAAGAGGAAGGAGAUCCUGUCUAAGAUGGCGGACGUGAUUAAGGAGAUCGACUCGCUGAUGUCAUCACAGCUGAACCCAGAGCUCAUGGACUGGAAGCGGCGGCAGCAGAUCGCUUGCAUCGGGGGCCCCCUGCUGACCGGCCUGGAGCAGCUGCAGAACUGGUUCACACUCACAGCGCAGAGCUUGUUCCAGAUGAAGAGGCAGCUGGAUAAGCUGGGAGAGCUGAUCCUGAAGGUGACGUACGAUGGAGACCCCAUCACUCAGCAAAAGCCUCAGAUGGAGGAGCAGGUCAAAUACCUUAUUUACCACCUCAUCAAAAGCUCUUUCGUGGUGGAGAAACAGCCCUGUAUGCCCACCCACCCUCAGAAGCCCCUCAUUAUCAAAACACAGGUGCAGUUUACCACCAAGGUCAGAUUGUUAGUGAAACUACCAGAAGUGGAUUAUCAACUGAAGGUGAAGACUACAUUUGACAAGGACCUCCCCCCUGGUAGAGUGAAUCGACAGUUCUUCAUAUUGACCAACAAUACCAAGGUGAUGGAUGUGGAGGAGUCUUCCAAUGGUUGCCUCUCUGUGGAGUUUAGACAUCUGCAGCUGAAGGAAAGGAAAUAUAUAAACGGAACGAAGGGGAAUGAGGGUCCCCUCACCGUGACAGAGGAGCUCCACUCCCUUGGUUUUGAGGCACAGUUCUGUAUGCAGGGUCUGAACAUUGACCUGGAGACCUGCUCCCUGCCUCUGGUGGUCAUCUCCAAUGUGAGCCAGCUUCCAGGAGGCUGGGCAUCAGUCAUGUGGUAUAACCUGCUGACCGAUGAGCCCAGGAACCUGGCCUUCUUCAGCAGCCCGCCGCGGGCCGGCUGGAGCCAGCUGUCUGAGGUGCUCAGCUGGCAGUUCUCCACCUUCGCUGGGCGCGGUCUCACCAAGGAGCAACUGAGCAUGCUCGGGGACAAACUGCUGGGUCAGCAGGCCUCCCACAGCGACUGCCAAGUUUCUUGGUCAAAGUUUUGCAAGGAGAACAUCCCCGGGAAGCAGUUCAGCUUCUGGAUGUGGCUCGACUCCAUCCUGGAGCUCAUCAAGAAGCACCUGCUGCCCAUCUGGAUUGACGGGUACAUCAUGGGGUUUGUGAGUAAGGAGACAGAGAGAGCCCUGCUGAAGGAGAAGGAGCCGGGAACAUUCCUGCUCCGCUUCAGUGAGAGUCACCUGGGAGGAAUCACCUUCACCUGGGUGGAGCAGGCCGAGAACGGGGAACCGAAGUUCAAUUCAGUGGAGCCGUACACCAAAAACCGCCUCAGCGCGCUGCCUUUCGCUGAUAUUAUCCGUGACUACAAGGUGAUCGCUGACGGGAUAGUGCCAGAGAAUCCACUGAAGUUCCUCUAUCCAGACAUCCCGAAAGACGAAGCUUUUGGGAAACAUUACAACAGUCAGCAGAGCAAAGCGUUUCCCUACAUCCCCUCUGUCUUGAUUCCGAUCUCUACUUUCCCCAUCGCCACCCCGCCCCCCUCCUCAUCCCCAGAGCCCCCCAUGACUCCUGGGAUGUUCGACAUGCUCAACCAGCACCUGAGCCCUUUUGAGAUCGAGACAGCCAUGAGUUCACCAUACUCGGAAUAGAAAGCUCAGCUAUUCACUACAUGUGAUAUGAGCCAGCAAGUCAGACCACACGCCCGAUUUUGGCUUUGUAUGAAUACAGACCAUCGCUAAAGACACCCCUAUUUUGGUGGGAUGUCUGAUAAAAUACAAUUACAUGCUGUAAAAAUAAUGUAGGUUUGUUGUCAGAUCUAUGUGUGAGUUGGAUAUUCAUAUUCUAAUUCAAAUUAUUCUUAUUUUUGUUUCCAUAAGUUUAUCAGCCGUUUUUGCUCCUUGUAGACCAGUGACAAACAUAUUAACCUUUAAAUGGUUUAUGGUUUUAGGGUUAAGACUACUUGAUUAAUGUUUAUGUAUUUUUAGAAUUGUAGAAUAUAUUUUUCAGGGUAAUAGGAGGGAAAGACGCAACGCAAAGAGCGACCAAAAUACAGCCUUAUGUGUGAGGCCAGGAUAUUCCAAAAACACCUGCUUUCAGAAUGGAGCUCAAAAGCUUCUGGUUUCACUGAAACUGAUAAUUACCUUUAGUCAAAAGGAUAUAUUCAAUACAAGACAAUGUUAAUAUUUUCAGUGUAAAGUAACAGUAAGAUCCAGGCAUCAGUUUAUAUAAUACACCCUAUAUAAUAUAAUACACCC